GGAACAAUACAAGAUAAGUGGACCAGACAGACGAGAUUGACGAACCCUAACACAGAAAGUUAUCGGACUAAGAGUUUCAGUAGCGUUAAUCAUGGAUAUGCAAAGCGAUUUCGAUCGACUUCUCUUCUUCGAGCACGCUCGCAAGACUGCCGAAACCGCCUAUGCUACUGAUCCUCUUGAUGCUGAUAAUUUGACAAGAUGGGGAGGUGCAUUGUUGGAAUUAUCACAAUUCCAGUCUGUCAACGAAUCAAAGAAGAUGAUUUCUGAUGCUAUCUCAAAGUUAGAGGAGGCUUUGGAGGUGAAUCCACAGAAGCAUGAUGCCAUGUGGUGUUUGGGAAAUGCAUAUACAUCCCAUGGAUUUCUAAAUCCUGAUGAAGACGAAGCUAAGGUUUACUUUGACAAAGCAGCCCUGUGCUUCCACCAGGCUGUUGAUGCGGAUCCAGAAAAUGAGCUUUACCAGAAAUCAUAUGAAGUUUCUUCUAAGGCUUCAGAGCUGCAUGCCCAGAUUCACAAACAAGGUCCCAUUCAACCAGCUAUGGGACCAGGACCUUCUACAGCAGCAACAAGUACAAAGGGUUCGAAGAAGAAGAAGAGCAGUGAUCUGAAGUAUGACAUUUUUGGAUGGGUAAUACUUGCUGUUGGACUUGUUGCGUGGGUUGGUUUUGCUAAAUCUAAUAUGCCGCCACCUGCGCAUCCUCCUCCAAGAUAAGGACCACAAUACAGACUUACAGUCCAAAAUACAUGAUGUAGUUUUGUCCUGCAUAAACAUGGCUUUUGGCGAUUCAGGCUAGCCAUAUAGCUAGGAUUUACUGGUGUAACAGAUUUUAAAUUAGACCGUCUGUUGUCCUUUGAUUCAUAUUAGUUAUAAAACGAUUUCAUGAAGCUGUUUCAGAA
Molecule: messenger RNA, 894 nt
Organism: Solanum dulcamara
Lineage: Eukaryota; Viridiplantae; Streptophyta; Magnoliopsida; Solanales; Solanaceae
Product: mitochondrial import receptor subunit TOM20-like
Exons: 6
Coding region: 92-709 (205 amino acids)
Biological process (GO): protein insertion into mitochondrial outer membrane
Cellular component (GO): mitochondrial outer membrane translocase complex
Molecular function (GO): protein binding
Source: RefSeq, a predicted model, not a curated record